Messenger RNA from Corylus avellana, 1171 nucleotides. RefSeq lists its product as uncharacterized. Lineage: Eukaryota; Viridiplantae; Streptophyta; Magnoliopsida; Fagales; Betulaceae. The record is from RefSeq and is a predicted model, not a curated record.
AUAUAUAAUUAAUUGAGAUUGUGGAGUCUGGAGCUUUUGACAAGUGUCCUCCUUAUCACAGAUCGGUCUUCGCGGACUUCAGUUUCAGCGACCCUCGAGAUUCACGCUCCCGACAACCCUUCUUGAAGCUUGAUCUACGUCCUGACUAGCCUGAUCCAGUGAUCCUCCCUCUUCUUUCCGUUGUUCUUGCCGAUAUGCAUUCUGCUGCUCUCCCCUUGGCAGAAGACAUUUCUGGUCAAUUAUUCGUGGUGUUGGAUUGCGCGGCUGUGGAUCUGGAUGGAUGUGCUGGUUCCGUGAACAACAACCUGUUACGGCGGUGGCUUGGGCUGCAUGCGUCGGCGAUAGCUGAAACAGGAUCUGGAGCAGUAAGCAGUAAGCAGUUUCUCCGUCGACGAGUAAAAUGGCUUCUCGUCAAACAGUCUAAAUUGUCAAUCUUGGAGGCGUGGAGUACACAGAGAGAGAGAGAGAAAGAGAUAAAGAGAUCGAGGGGGGAGUGGGAGCUGGGUGGGGGGAGCCAAGUCCCUCGCUGCCUACCUUCAGAGCUUGUAUUCUGUUCGAGGCUGACCUCCUCAGAAGCACCGAUUCAGUUCCAUGGCCAAAGUCUUUUCCAGAAACACUAGGGUUGAAAACCUAUAUCAUAGAGCAAUGAUAGUGGAAGUGAGACAGGAUCCUGGCAAUUGUCUAGAGAAGAUGGUCGAAAUUGAACCUGGCAAGCACAAAUAUGUUUGCCAUGAAGAUAUUCCCCUUGGAUUGCGCCCUGUUCGAGUAUUUGUUUACAUUAAAGAUGCCAGGGAAAUGGGUAGAGAACAUAUUCUGCCUGCUGAUAUUAGGGCAAAUGAGAAACUGGAGUUGAACUACUCGAUUGAGAGGGGUUUCACCAUCACCCCUAUUAGGGGAAAUUUCAUCCCGAGGCUCGGGUUUAUUAUCGAAUUGAAACGCUUGGGAAAUAGGCUGAGGAGAUUCUGGUGACGUAACUUAAAUCAUGACUGGUGAUGUCAAGUGUAUAGUUAAUAGACAAAAGAACCUUUUGAAUAUUUGAUAAGGAAUAUUUGUAAUUUCUAACAUCUAAGUACUGUUUCAAACACUGUAUAUAAUAGCGUAGAAAAUAUGGGAAAUGAUUUGUGGUGCUUACCCACUUUCUCUUUAUCAAGUGAUGGACAUUGAUGGGACA